This is a messenger RNA of Chinchilla lanigera (long-tailed chinchilla), 2227 nucleotides long. RefSeq lists its product as uncharacterized. The transcript has 4 exons. NCBI's taxonomy places the organism in Eukaryota, Metazoa, Chordata, Mammalia, Rodentia, Chinchillidae. Bases 1 to 1011 code for a protein of 336 amino acids. The record is from RefSeq and is a predicted model, not a curated record.
AUGUCACUGGCUAGAGCAUUCUGGGGCCAGGGGAGGGAGAUCAGCCCGCAUCCGGGUCACCAGGAGCACCUCCAUGGCAAGGGACGGGACUCGUGCACAAAUUACCCACUUCCUGGCUGGGAUAAGGCUGAGCUGCACAGCCUCCAGCGUCGGGGCAGGUGGACCCCCUUUGCCCACCGCAUUAAGCUCGGGGCGGGGGUCGUGUCUCUCCGGGUUCCUGCCUCCUCUCUCCAUUUCCACCUUAUCUUUAGGUCUUUCACGUUUCCCUCCCUCGGAGAACCUAAGAGUCAGAGGCUCCAUCACAGUCAGGUGGGCUGCGUUGCCUCCGCCUGUGCUGCGACCCACCCAAGAGACUCGCAUUCAUCCCCUUCGCAGCGGGUGUUGUGGGCCGGAGCGGCCGCCGUAGCCCUGGCAGCCGCGUCCCGGCAUACCCCGCCCCUGGUCGGCGCUGUUUUGGGGCUCCCGGUAGCUCAGCCUGGGGUUGAGGUCCCGGGACGCUGUACCGCCUCCCGCGGGGUCGUCACGGCCCUGCCGGCUUCGGUGAGGGGGCCACGGGAAGACGUUGGUCCUGCUGCGCUGAGCCCGGUGGCGGCCGGGGCGGAUCCCGAGGCGGGAGCCAGGCAGUGCGAUGCUGGCGUGAGGCUCGAGCUCCGAGCCCGGCGGGAGAAGCGCGGGCCUGGAGUGCGUGCAGUUCUGGAAGUGAACCGCGGUGCAGACCGGCUUGGAGUAGUGCAGGGUCUCGGCCUGUGGCCCCUCGCCUCGGGGGGCUCGUCGGCAGCCGGUGUCGCCGUGGGGCUGUUGCAGCCUGAGCCGCUGUCAAGCAGCCUCAGAGAAGCACUUAGAAAAGAUGCGCAGGUGAUACUCACCCAUAAUCAAGCUGCUCCUCUGCCUGCGAUGAAUAGUAAAAGCAUGUUUUUAGCAAGACUGAACUCUAGUGAUGAGAAGCAGGAUUUGCAGAGAGAGAUGCCCAAGAACUCUCAGGACAAAAGGGAAAGAAUGCCAUUUAAAUGACCUUCAAAAUCUGGACUUGUGUGCUGAUUUAUUUGGGAAGGAAACAGAGAGUUUAUCAGAUUAGAGAGCCAUGAUUCAGUCUCCAAGUCUCCAAGAAACGUACAUCCUAAAUAAAAACCUCCACACCUUGGCAUCUAAUCAGGACAAGAAAAACCCGUGGUGUAUGCCUAUGAGUACUGCAGGCCACUUGGAAAUUUCUCCAGAGCCAAGACCCUAUUCCUGCUUUGUCUGUAGAAAAGCCCUCCGGAUGAAGAGUGGCUUAGUAAAGCACAGGAGGAGCCACUCCAAGAACCAGCCCCAGAAAUAUGCAAAGUGCACCAACAAACUCAGCGGGCAGCUGGGACAGGGAGGGGCCCCGACAUUCCCUGGAAGGAAGAAGCCAUUCCAGUGUGGUGAGUGCGGGCAGAGCUGCUACUUGAGGUGCAGUCUGGCCACCAGGCUGUCCACACAGGACAGUGGCCACUCCCCUGCCCUGACAGUGGCAAGGCCUUCCGAUAGAAGGGUAACUUGAAGCACCUGCAUCUGCACAGUGGGGAGAAGCCGUUCGCUGCAAGGAGUGCAGCGAGGGUUUUGCCCAGCAGUGGAAGCUCACCGAGCACCUUUGCCAGCACAAGGGGAAGAAUCCCUUCUGCUGCCUGGGGUGUGGCAGGUACUUUCCCAGGAAGGCUGCCCUGAAGACCCACCGUAGGACACACAGUGGGGAAAAGUUGUUUGCUUAUGAUGAGUGCGGGAGGAAAUUCAUCUACAAGACUAAGCUCAUGGAGCAUGUCGGGGUCACACAGGAGAGAAGUCCUUUCCUUGUCUGGUGUAUUACAAGAGCUUCCUCAGAGAAGCCUCACAGCCCACCAAUCCCAGCAUGGGGCAAAGCAGCCCUUCCCGUGCCCCCAGUGUGGCUGGAGCUUCUUCUGGAGAAAUGGCAUGAGGGCCCACCAGCACCUGCACAGUGAGGAGAAGCCCUUCUCCUGUGGGGAGUGUGGCAAGAGAUUCACCUGGCCCUUCCAGCUGGCACACCACGCUGGCAUCCACACCAGGCCGAAAAAGUAAAUGAAAGACUUAUACACUGGAAAUGACAGUACUCUGAAAAAGGAGAUGAAGAGAAUAUCAGAAAUUGAAAGAUAGCCCUUGUUUUUGGAUAGGCAGAAACAAUAUAGUGAAAAUGCCCAUAAUUCCAAAACUGUUAUACAGAUUUAAUGCACUUCCAAUCAAAAUACCAAUA